Messenger RNA from Trichobilharzia regenti, 942 nucleotides. The record is from the annotation of a GenBank genome assembly. NCBI's taxonomy places the organism in Eukaryota, Metazoa, Platyhelminthes, Trematoda, Strigeidida, Schistosomatidae.
AUGUCGGACACAGUAAUCCAACUUGAUGUUAAGGACGUUAUUAACCAAUCCGACGUUGUUCUUGAAGUCUUAGAUGCUCGUGAUCCUAUGGGCACUAGAUGUUUAGAGAUAGAGAAGAUGGUUGCGAAUGAAAACAAGCGUCUUGUACUACUUGUCAACAAAAUAGAUCUUGUUCCCCGGCCCAAUCUUGAUGCCUGGUUAAAUUAUCUGCGACGUUCUCAUACAGUUAUACCAUUUAAAGCCAAUAUACAACGUCAGAGUAACAAUUUAUCCUCUGGAAGGCCUUAUGUUGACAAGCAUGGGAAGAUGCCCUCCAAAGGCUAUGGAACUUCUGACUUACUGUCUUUGCUUGCAAACUACUCACGAGAUCCAAGUUCUGAACUGUCUGACAAAGAGAGUCGGCUGAGUUUGACAGUCGGAGUUGUUGGUUUACCUAAUACGGGCAAAAGUGCUCUCAUAAAUACACUAAAGCGGCAAAAAGUGUGUGUUAGUGGUAACGUUCCUGGUCUAACUCGCCACUCACAGCGUGUCAGAAUUGAUAAAAACCUCUACCUACUUGAUACUCCAGGAACUUUGGUUUCGAAAACGUCUGAUACUUCAGAUCUUGUUUUGAAAAAUUGUGUUAAGCCUGAACUACUUCCUGAUCCUGUCCCAGCUGUCGAAGCGAUAUUACGUCGUUGUUCAAAAGACCAACUGAUGUCUAAAUAUAAUAUUGAGGAUUAUGGUGAUGUUUCCGAUUUUCUAGUAAAGUUAGCACGCCGUAUGGGUCGGAUGAAAAAAGGUGGUGUUCCGGAUAUUGUUAUGAGUGCACGUGGUUUAAUCAAUGAUUGGAUUACUGGAAAGGUCACUUACUACACGGAGCCUCCAUGUGAAGACAAUGCGGUCGAAAGUAAUUCUGACUUAUUAUCUAAAUGCCAGCCAAUGGAAGUUACCGACGUAUAA